CAAUUACGCGGCGAGCGGGAGGAAGCGCCGUCCCUGGGUGCCAUCCAUCACCCGCGCCGAGCUGUCAGCGGCGGGCGGUGGGCGGCGGCUCCCCGUUCAUUAGACGUGGCCUGGGGCGCGGCAGGUCCGGACCCGGCUCCUCGCGGGCGAGUCGGCGCAGCGCAGGGAGGGAGGCCGGGCAGGGCGGGAAACGGGGCGACUGGGCCGGGGAGGCCGGGACGCUGCUGUGUCAAGGGCGGGCGGGGUCCCCAGGCCCAGGAGAGGUCCCCAGACCCCGGGCGAGGUCUGCAGCCCAGACGAGGUCCCCAGGCCCAGGGAGAUCCCCCAGACCCCAGGCGAGGCUUCCCAGACCCCUGGAGAGGUCCCCGGACCCCGGGCGAGGUCCCCAGAUCCUGGGCGAGGUCCCCAGAUCCUGGGUGAGGUUCCCAAACCGCGUCGAGGUCCCCAGACCCAAGUUAGAUCCCCAACCGCGUCGAGGUCCCCAGACCCUUGGCAGAACCCCCCGACACGGGCGAGGUCCCAGGCAGCCGGCGGGGAGACCCCAGGGCCGCUCCCUGCACCCAGCUCCCCGCCAGCCCCCGGGGUCAGGGGAGCAGCGAGGUGGCGGCCUCUGUCCGGGCGCGGCAGAGGGCUGACAGACCAGGUGCCCGCGGGGUGGAGGCUUGCGCCCCCGCAGGAACUUCCCUAACCCGCGGUGCGGUGGGGGGUGGAGGGAGGCAGCGCCCGGGAACCCUAAACCACCCCGAAGGCGUGUCCGGCCGCUGGGGGCAGGGGCGGGGCGCGCGGACAAUGGCGAAUCCCGGGUACCCCCCCCCUGCAGCCCUGUUGCUCGCUGGCGGCCUCUUCGCCUCGUUUGAAGGAGACGGAUGCGGGAGGCGCAGCUGCUCGUUAAUUAACCUCUAAUUAAGAUGCGGCGACAAGGGGAAGCGCCAGCUCUUCUCAGCAGGCCGGUUCCCGCCCCGUCGGACACGGGUCCGAGGCUGCGUGGGCGCCGCGCUAGCUGCACCUUCAGCCAGUCCCUUCUCAUUUUGAACAAGUGUUUGAGGGGUCUCAGGAGCUCGGGGUUGGGGGGCGCCGGCCUGGGGGUGCUGACCCCGCCCCCUCCCCCGCAGCGCCUAGGAGCCCGAGGCCCGCGCGCAGGACGACCCCGGGCCCCCCCCCCCCGCCAUGUCCUACCCGCAGUUCGGGUACCCCUACUCCUCGGCUCCCCAGUUCCUCAUGGCCACCAACUCUCUGAGCACGUGCUGCGAGGCUGGGGGCCGCUCGCUGGCCGAGUCGGGGGCCCCUGCGCCCCCUCAGGCGCCCGUUUACUGCCCGGUGUACGAGGGCCGACUGCUGGCCCCAGCGCGCCCCGACCUCAGCCCGGCACUGGGCGUCUACGGGGGCGCGUAUGCGGGGGCGCAGACCUACAGCAACUACGUGACCUACGGGGAGCCCUCCGCCUUCUACUCGCUGAAUGGCUUCGACGCCAAGGACUCCACGGGAUCCGCACACGCAGGCCUGGCGCCCCCCACCGCCUACUACCCCUACGAGCCUGCGCUGGGCCAGUAUCCCUAUGACAGGUACGGGACGGCGGACAGCGGCACCCGUCGCAAAAACGCCACGCGGGAGACCACGGCCACGCUCAAGGCCUGGCUCAACGAGCACCGCAAGAACCCCUACCCCACCAAGGGCGAGAAGAUCAUGCUGGCCAUCAUCACCAAGAUGACCCUCACGCAGGUGUCCACCUGGUUCGCCAACGCGCGCCGGCGCCUCAAGAAGGAGAACAAGGUGACCUGGGCCCCGCGCAGCAAGUGCCCCGACGACAAGCGGCCGGGCUGCGAGGACCGGGACCCCGGGGAGCUGCACAAGGGCGCCGGGGCUGCGCCAGAGCCAGAGAGGAAGGAGGAGAAGGAUCUGGAACUCAGUGACCUGGAGGACUUUGAGCCGCUGGAGGCGGAGCCCCCGGACUGCGAGUUGAAGCCCUUCGAGCGCCUGGACGCGGGGCUGGACAAGGGCCCCACCCGGCCGGCCCCCGACCCCGAGCGCGCUCUGGGCGGCCUCCUGGGACCCGAGACGGGCGUGGGCUGCGGCCCUCGGGGCUUCUCUGCUGGGGCGCGGGGCAGCGUGGAGGCCAAGCCCCGCAUCUGGUCCCUGGCGCACACGGCCACCCGCCAGGCCGCCCUCCCCGCCUGCAUGCUCCGACGCCAGCCCCCCGCGCCCCCCGAGCGCCCCCAGGACUCGCCCGUCACCAGCCUCAGAAACUGGGUGGACGGGGUAUUCCACGACCCCCUCCUCAGGCACAGCGCCCUGAACCCGGCCUGGGCCUCGGCCAAGGGCGCGCUGCUGGACCCCGAAGGCGCCAAGGACGCGCUGGGCCCACCCGCGCAGCGGCAGCCCUUCUGCGCCUAGAGGCCGCCUGACUGCGCCCUCCCCCUGCACCCCGCCCGAAGGAGUGUCGCGAAGCCCCGGACUGCACUGGCCUGGCCUCGGGGUCUGGGACGGGGGUCACGGCGGGCCUGGCGGGGGCCCCCCUGCACGGACCCGCCCGCACCCCGCGCCUCCCGCCGCACUCAGCCGUGAAGUAUUUUGUAUGGUGUCCUCGCCCGUCCGCCCGCGCCCAAUACAAGGACCUCGACAGCGAA
Messenger RNA from Erinaceus europaeus (western European hedgehog), 2624 nucleotides. RefSeq names its product iroquois homeobox 4 (gene IRX4). Gene Ontology annotation, molecular function: DNA-binding transcription factor activity, RNA polymerase II-specific; RNA polymerase II cis-regulatory region sequence-specific DNA binding. The transcript has 5 exons. Gene Ontology annotation, biological process: regulation of transcription by RNA polymerase II; cell development; neuron differentiation. The coding region runs from base 1168 to 2391 and encodes 407 amino acids. Gene Ontology annotation, cellular component: nucleus. NCBI's taxonomy places the organism in Eukaryota, Metazoa, Chordata, Mammalia, Eulipotyphla, Erinaceidae. The record is from RefSeq and is a predicted model, not a curated record.